Messenger RNA from Cokeromyces recurvatus, 1344 nucleotides. RefSeq lists its product as uncharacterized. Gene Ontology annotation, molecular function: mRNA binding. Lineage: Eukaryota; Fungi; Mucoromycota; Mucoromycetes; Mucorales; Mucoraceae. The transcript has 6 exons. Bases 165 to 1283 code for a protein of 372 amino acids. Gene Ontology annotation, cellular component: cytoplasm; nucleus. The record is from RefSeq and is a predicted model, not a curated record.
UUUUUUUUUUGUUUGUUUGUUUAACGUCUUCUAUAUACCUUCUUCUAUUUUUUUUUUAUUUAUUUUUUCUUCCUUUCCCUUUUCUUUUCAGAAAUUCAUUUCUCUCUCCUUCUUCUCUUUUAUAAACAUUAUAAAAUUUUUAUAAAAUAUUUAUUUCCUUCGUAAUGACUACUCCUAAUUUAUCUGAUAAUAAUCUUCCUCGAUCACGACCUUCCUCAAUUAGAAGGAUUCAUAGAAAUAAGGAUAAUACAAUAAAUUCAGCUACCAAUUCUCGUCCUUCAUCUCGCCCUUCAUCUCGACCUGCGUCUCGACCUAUAUCUCCUACUGGAAGCUAUAAUGAAUCUAAUGAUAAUGAACCAAUUAUUCCCACUGCUAUUGUUAUAAAGAAUAUUCCAUUUUCGGUCAAAAAAGAUGCUCUCUUAGAGAAGUUUGCUUCAUUAGACAUUCCUACAGCUUAUGCUUUUAAUUACCAUUUCGAUAAUGGUGUUUUUCGAGGACUUGCAUUUGCAAAUUAUCGAACUUCUGAAGAAGCAGAAAAUGUAGUAAAUACUCUUAAUGGAUAUGAAAUAGGAGGUCGAAAACUACGUGUGGAAUUUAAGAAAAUGUUACCUACAGUAAAUGAUAAUAAUAGAAAGAAGGAGAGAGAAAUGUCAUCUAAUAUGAUGUCUUCUUCUCAACCUGGAUCACCUUUACAGACUGAACGUAAAUUGCCUGUUAACUUGGAUGAAGAUGUAUUGGACUUAAAUAACCCUAAUGUCUUGGAAAUGUAUAGUUAUCUUCUACUUUUCCGUGGGGAUCCAAAUGCUACUGAAAUUGCAUUACCCAAAACCCUUUCUGCUAAGGAGCGUAGGGAUGCUCAUUUAAUUGCUGAUAGACUUGGUCUUAAUCAUUAUUCUGAAGGAUUUGGUCCUGAUAGACAAAUUAUUAUUGACAAAAGAGGCUCAGUUCCUGCACCUAUUGUGAGACUUCAACAUAAAAGCUCUAGAGGAUCUUUAAGAUCAAGUCCUAGUCGUGAACGCUUGGGUAAUCUUAUUUCUAGUAGCAGUACUGAACUUAAACGAGAUAGUUUUCGAAAAUCAAUGAUGAGUACAAGUGUCACUGCUGCUGAAGCAGAAAAUCCUUCUUCAGGUACUUUUAUUCACCCUAUUCGUCAGCCUCGUGGACCCGAGCCUGGUAAGAAUUUUGCUUCUCGUAAACCAGUGAAUAAUGAUGAAAGUGAGAAUUUAGCUGACGUCUUAUUUCGUCAACAUAUUACUCAAAUUGAAAGCUUAAAGAUUAAAUAAAGAAAUUUAACAUGUUUUUCUAAUAAACCAAUAAAAUUCUGUGCUGCUUAUAUUGCUUGAA